This is a messenger RNA of Sphaeroforma arctica JP610, 189 nucleotides long. RefSeq lists its product as hypothetical. Lineage: Eukaryota; Ichthyosporea; Ichthyophonida. The record is from RefSeq and is a predicted model, not a curated record. The annotation marks the transcript as partial. The transcript has a single exon.
AUGACCCGUGUGCUCGGCAUCGCGUUUGUGCAGCUCCAUAAUCGAACCAUAAGGUAUACGGCGAAAACCGAUGCACAAUUGCGGGGAGCGGAGGCGAAAAUGGCGGGCGAGGUUUACAAACGACUCCGGCAGAAGGAGUACUUCCGCCCGUCUGAUAUGUACAGAGCACUGGUAACGGAUGGCAAGGCG